Messenger RNA from Musa acuminata AAA Group (dessert banana), 1880 nucleotides. RefSeq names its product glycosyltransferase BC10-like. The coding region runs from base 324 to 1448 and encodes 374 amino acids. Gene Ontology annotation, cellular component: membrane. The transcript is spliced from 11 exons. NCBI's taxonomy places the organism in Eukaryota, Viridiplantae, Streptophyta, Magnoliopsida, Zingiberales, Musaceae. The record is from RefSeq and is a predicted model, not a curated record. Gene Ontology annotation, molecular function: glycosyltransferase activity.
CGGGCUAGUAAACGCUCCCGAUGGUACCCUGCUCUCCCAUAUCUCACGCUCUGCUCGCUAGUGGCCUCCUCGCCUCUCCAUCGGAAGUUCAACGAGCUCGCGAGAUCCAUUUUUCCGUCAAUUCCGCGGUCGAUCGGAGUUCACAGGACAUCAAUAACUGACACUGUGUCUUUUGAAGCCGUUGUUUUAUUGAGCCUACUGUUGUUAGCAGCCUUUGGGAUUCAACUACCACUGGAAGAUAUCAUCGACUUUAUGGUCCAAUGAGGUUCAAUAUAUGAUGGUUGAACAGGUGUUGUUGCCCCGGCACCGGUUACCUGAAAAUUAUGCCUGCUCCACGCCACAGAGCCCGCUCAAGAAGGCCUCUAUGGAUCAUUGCCAUGAUAUUGUUGGUCUGCACGAUGCUAAUUGUGCUAUAUGUUUAUCCACCCCAGCGUUAUUCAGCAUGCUACUUGAUGUCUUCCCAUGUCUGUAGCCCUUUGAUGGAGUGGCUUCCACCUGUGCGCACUAGGGUUUAUUCUGAUGAUGAACUUGCUGCUCGUGUUGUGAUUAGAGACAUUCUAUCAGCACCAGCUGUGGAGUCAAAGAAUCCUAAAAUCGCUUUUAUGUUCUUAACAGCAGGUUCACUGCCCUUUGAAAAGCUCUGGGAGAAGUUUUUCCUGGGUUAUGAAGGUAGAUUCUCUAUUUAUGUGCAUGCAUCAACAGAAAAACCAGUACAUGUGAGUCCUUUAUUCAUUGGCACGGAUAUCCAUAGUGAAAAGGUGGCCUGGGGAAAAAUUUCAAUGGUUGAAGCAGAAAAGAGGUUAUUGGUAAAUGCACUUCAAGACACUGAUAAUCAGCAUUUUGUGUUGCUCUCUGAUAGUUGUGUGCCACUACACAAUUUUGAUUAUGUAUAUAACUAUCUGACGGGAACAAAUAUCAGCUUUAUUGACUGUUUUGAGGAUCCUGGCCCUCAUGGAACAGGCAGAUAUUCUGAAAAUAUGUUGCCUGAGAUUGAAAAAGAAGAUUUCAGGAAGGGUGCACAGUGGUUCUCAAUCAAGCGGCAACAUGCUUUGCUAAUUCUGGCUGAUGGUGUUUACUAUACAAAAUUCAAGCUUUAUUGCAGGCCUGGAAUGGAAGGACGCAAUUGCUAUUCUGAUGAGCAUUAUCUGCCAACUCUUUUCCAUAUGGUUGAUCCUGGUGGAAUUGCGAAUUGGUCAGUUACCCAUGUAGAUUGGUCUGAAGGAAAAUGGCAUCCAAAGGCUUAUAGGACUCGAGAUGUUACCUUUGAGCUCUUGAAAAAUAUUGCAUCAAUCGAUGAGAGCAUUCAUGUUACAAGUGAUUCGAAGAAAGUAGUUCAGAAGAGACCUUGUCUAUGGAACGGGGUGAAGAGGCCAUGCUAUUUAUUUGCUAGAAAAUUUUAUCCUGAAGCUCUUGACAAUUUGAUGCAAUUGUACUCCAAUUCCAUUUAAGUGACUCAUGGAGAGAUGCCAAUUGUUGGUGGAGCAUAACUCUUCCACAGCUACCCCCAUACCUAUUGGUCCCAAGUUUUAUGCUAGUCUUAGAUGCAGAACCAUGGAAUCUGGCUUAUUGAAGAAGCAGGCGAUCGUUGGAGCAUGAAGCAGAUCUAGUCCCGUUGACUCCGCCAACUGAAUGCCACCACGAUCACCUCUUGGAGCAGUGAGCUAAGAAAUUUUCUUUUCCUUCUUUACUACACUAAUGGUUUUUUGUUAACUUACUCGUAGCCUUCCAAUCAUUCCUUUUGUGGAUUCUGCUCAUUUGAACAGAAAUUUAUCAGUCUCUAUGAUGCGUGUCAGGUAAUAGCAGCUUUGCAGAUGAGAAGCUACUUUGAAUUAAUGCUCUUCUUAUAAAUAUUAAUAACCAAGCGAAUUACUCUUUGUGUA